Molecule: messenger RNA, 3859 nt
Organism: Engraulis encrasicolus (European anchovy)
Lineage: Eukaryota; Metazoa; Chordata; Actinopteri; Clupeiformes; Engraulidae
Gene: arvcfa
Product: ARVCF delta catenin family member a
Exons: 21
Coding region: 1-3186 (1061 amino acids)
Biological process (GO): cell-cell junction assembly; cell-cell adhesion
Cellular component (GO): adherens junction; cytoplasm; nucleus
Molecular function (GO): cadherin binding
Source: RefSeq, a predicted model, not a curated record
AUGUGGGGGGAGCGGGUGGUGGUGGUGGUGGUGGUGGUUGAGAGGGUGGUGGCACGGGCGCAAGGUUUCCCUUCUUUUUUCUUGUCGAUUCAGCACGUCUACGACCGCGAGGCAGCAGCGAGCGAGCGUCCUCCCACCCCACCCCCUCCUCCCCUCUCAGAUGGCAGUGAUUUAGAGGCGCAAGACAAGGAGGACGAACACUAUGCCUGCCGAGGUGAAAGAGGUGAGUGCGACCGUGAGAACAUUCAUUCUGCUACUGCUGCUGCUGCUGGUGAUGCUGACAGUGAUGCUGAUGUUUCCGUGCUGCUGCAGUUUGAUCUAGUGGUAGAGGUGGCGGUAGAGGUGGCGGUGGAGGUGGAGGUGGAGGAGCACAGCUCAGAGGAUGGUGCGGCCACCCAGGGGAGGCUGGAGCCCGGGGAGCAUCCCGAGGAGACGGCCCUGAGCCCCGCCGAUGCCCCGGAUACACCCACCUCCCUCAAGUCCACAGCCACCUCUAGCAACGGAGGCGCCAGCCAGACCGACACCGAACGGGAGGACAGUUCAGUCACCCUGACGGAGAAGUCGUCGAGUCCCGACACGGAGCUGAACCCCAUGAGCUCCAGCACCUCCCAUGAGGAGGUGGACCAGGCCCAGCUGGAGGACUCUCCCACCCCACCAGAGACGGAGGCAGCCAAGCCCGAGGAGGAAGACGCAGAACCACCACUCCCACCUCCAGAGGCCGAGAGCUCGUCGGACCCGAGGAGCAAUGGGGAGAACGGGGAGGCUAACCAAGCCCCAGAGCCCAACGCGAACACUGCGAACACUGACGCCACCAUCCUGGAUGGCAACGCCAACACUGCUGCCAUCACUGUGCCACCUCCACCACAACAGCCAAUGGCCGCGGCCGUGCCAGCUCCAGUGUCUGGGCUGACUGAACCCCUGCCAGCCUCGCAGGCCCAACCUCAGCCUACUGACAUCAACGCCAACCCCAAAACCCCUGUGGCGAUCGGAGGCAUCCACGACGGCUUUGCCACCCUCAACGGUGGCGUUGGUGUCCUGCCGGGGACACCCACUGCAGCGGCCAACGCCAACAUGCCACACCUGCCCAACUUCCUGUCGUCCCACACGCCCGUGUGGCCGCCGCGCAGCUACCUGCCCGAGAGCUGCUACACGCUGCCCCUCCCCCGCGACCUGUGUGCCCGCGCGGCGCAGGGCGGCCUUACGGAGAGCCACGCGCCCAACGAGGUGGAGCAGGGAGGGGGGGACAUCAAGCCAGAGCACCCCAUGGACGGGCACCACACCCUGGGAGGGACGCAGUUCUUCAGGGCGCCCCACGACCUCUUCAGAGAGCUCCCCAAAGUGAGAGGUGGCUAUGAGGGCAUGGACGCGCUGCAGCACCCCUACCUCCAGGACCUGUACCGCAUGCAGACGCUGGUGGCCCAGAAGCGGGGCUCCAUGGCCAGCCUGGACGGCAUGCGGCGCGACGCCCGCUGGAGGGACCCCAACCUGCGCGAGGUCAUCUGCAUGCUGGGCCACCCCAUGGACCCAGUCAAGGCCAACGCCGCCGCCUACCUGCAGCACCUGUGCUACGAGAACGACCAGGUGAAGCAGGAGGUGCGUUCGCUGCGGGGGGUGCCGGUGCUAGUGGGCCUCCUGGACCACCCCAAGGCGGAGGUGCACCGCAAGGCGUGCGGGGCCCUGAGGAACAUCUCCUUCGGCAAGGACCACCACAACAAGGUGGCCAUACGCAACUGCGAUGGCAUCCCCGCCCUCAUACGCCUGCUCAGGAAGUCCAACGACAUGGAGGUCCGAGAGCUCGUCACAGGCACCCUGUGGAACCUGUCGUCCCAUGAGCCCCUGAAGAUGGUGGUGAUCAACCACGGGCUGCAGACCCUGACCAACGAGAUCAUCAUCCCCCACUCCGGCUGGAGCACGGAGCCGCCCGACCCGGCCAAGCCCCGCGAGGCAGACUGGACCACCGUCUUCAAGAACACCUCCGGAUGUUUAAGGAAUGUGAGUUCCGAUGGUGCGGAGGCUCGUCAGCGUCUGAGGGACUGUGAGGGCCUAGUGGACGCUCUGCUGCACGCCCUGCAAUCUGCCGUCGCCAGGAAAGACGUCAACAACAAGGCUGUGGAGAACUGCGUGUGUAUCCUCCGUAACCUGUCGUACCACGUCCACAAAGAGGUGCCCGGGGCAGAAAGAUUCAAAAGCCAGGCGGCCAAUAAGAUUGCACGAUCAGGGGGUCAUCUGUGCAAGAAGGAGGAGUCAACUAAAGAGGAAUGGUUCAGUCAGUGCAAGCGCCAUGGUUUGUGUGACAAGAAGUACAGCACUUUGGAUAUGCCGAAACGGCCCGCAACAAUGAAAGGUCUGGACCUGCUGUAUCAGCCGGAGGUGGUGCGUCUCUACCUGUCCCUGCUCCGACUGAGUCAGAACCAGAACACCUUGGAGGCGGCCGCCGGGGCGCUGCAAAACCUCUCCGCCGGACAGUGGGCUUGGUCCAAUUAUAUCCGAGCGACUGUGCGGAAAGAAAAAGGUCUGCCCGUUCUGGUGGAGCUCCUGCACUCGGACGGAGACAAAGUGGUCCGCGCCGUGGCCAUCGCACUGCGAAACCUGGCCAUCGAUCGGCGGAAUAAGGAUUUAAUUGGGAGUUAUGCCAUGCGUGACCUGGUGGGCAACCUCCCGUGUGGGCAGCAGCAUGCGGCGAAGAACCUGGAGGAGGACACGGUGGUGGCGGUGCUCAACACCAUCCAGGAGAUCAUCACCGACAGCGCCGAGAACGCUCGCUUCCUGGUGCAGGGCCAGGGCGUGCAGAAGCUGGUCGCCAUCAACAAAACCAGCCAAUCGGGGAGGGAGACCAAAGCUGCCUCUCACAUUCUUCAGACUGUUUGGGCUUACAAAGACCUGAGGACCACGCUUUUCAAGGCUGGGUGGAACAAAUCACAUUUUAAGCCCUCUGCCUCUACCCUUCCAAAGAAAGUGAAAAACGGAAAGGCAGGCUACGAUGACAUUACCCUUCCUUUGAUGGAGAAAAAUCAAGAUGGGUAUUACAGCGUGGACCAGGGCGACAGACUGCCGGAGGCUCCGAGUCAUAUGGUGGAACGGGAACAGUUGCAGAACGCCAAUGAGAAGAGGCACUUCAUCAGAGGCAGCCGGCCAGCUGUUGGUCUGGUUGAACAAACUCCCCCGCCCCUGGACUCUUGGGUCUGAGGAGGGCAAACCGCUUAAUUUCAUCAGCAACGUUUUGGAAAAAAAAGAAAUCAAGCCUGUACAAAACAAAAAGAAAACAAAAGAUUUUUUUGUUUUUGUGUUACAAGAGUGAAGUGUUUUUUCUACAGUAUACCUUAGUGAGUUCCUCAGUGUUUUUCUGGUUAUUUCGGGAAAUUUCAAGUACACCAAUGAAUUUGUGUUGCUCCAAACCCUGUCCUCGGUUCGCAUACAGUACGUACCACAUGAUUUCUUGUAUAUUUAAGAACCAAAGCAGUGCUCAUAAGAUAAUCCUAACAUGGGGGUCUCGGGUGGGGUGGUGGAGAAGAGUGAUGUGUUCAUAGAGCUAGAAAAAAAAACACUGGAGUGGACACGACAUUGGCUGACAGCAAAGAUCCUCCUAUUAGAUUAAGAUACAUCAAGCCCAUAUUUUUCCUGUAUCCCUGUGUCGUCAGGUGAUUGCCCCUUUAGGAGACCUUCGGUUAGGAGACGUUUGGUAGCGCACAUCUCGUGCAACCCACGGUAGCGCACAUCUCAUGCAAGCCGUCACCAAAUGCCACAGAAUGAGAAGACAGAGGGGACAACGCCCCCUUAGGAGACCAAACUUGGUCACACUCCUUUGCAUGGGGCACCUAAGUCACGCCCUCUGCUUCCUGGUUCAUGGGGCAGAGGGAGU